Molecule: messenger RNA, 5567 nt
Organism: Dryobates pubescens (Downy woodpecker)
Lineage: Eukaryota; Metazoa; Chordata; Aves; Piciformes; Picidae
Gene: COBL
Product: cordon-bleu WH2 repeat protein
Exons: 16
Coding region: 82-4308 (1408 amino acids)
Biological process (GO): actin filament polymerization; actin filament network formation
Cellular component (GO): ruffle; neuronal cell body; plasma membrane
Molecular function (GO): actin monomer binding
Source: RefSeq, a predicted model, not a curated record
UGCUGACCUUCGCUACUGCCCCGCUGCGGGACCGCGUCCGGACCGGCGCGUCCCUUAGAAAGCAGUGAGGGAGUCCCGGCCAUGGAGACCCUCGUGCGCCCCAGGACCAGCAAGCCUCCGACCGGGAGAAGAAUGAAGGCUCGUGCUCCUCCUCCACCAAAUCAACCAGCAAGUAGAAUUCCCAGUGAGCAGAAGUCAUGUGCAGACACAGCUGUAAUUUCUGAUCAGAACCUUGUUAGUAUGAAGGAGAACACGAUAAACAGAUGGGUGGACUUCACAGUCAUUUUACCCAGCGGGGCAGAGCAGAAGAGCACAGUACAAGGAAGUAAAGCUGUGAUGGAUCUCUUGGUUGAUUUAUGCAGCCAGUAUCACUUAAAUCCAUCCCAAUAUAGUCUUGAACUGAAGUCUUUGGGAGCUCAACAACCUCUGAGUUACAAGCCAAACACUUUGAUAGGAGCACUGGAUGUGCAGAUGGUAUUUUUGAAAGAAAAGAUUCCUGAAGAGAAGACAAAGCGAACGCUGCCACGGGUUCCUGAGAAAUCUGUGAGGCUGGUAGUGAACUACCUGAAGACACAGAAGGCUGUGGUUCGAGUUAGUCCAGAGGUGCCUCUCCGCAACAUCAUCCCAGCUAUUUGCGAGAAGUGUGAGGUCAGUCAAGAGCAUAUUGUUCUUCUGCGAGAUGGCAUCACUGGGGAGGAGCUGGAGCUUACUAAGUCUUUGGAGGAGCUGGGGAUAAAGGAACUGUAUGCCUGGGACAGAAAAAGAGUUCCUCCAUCAAAAACUCAAUCUGAACCUACUCUGAACUAUAGAGAACCAAGUCAAAAGGCUUCAGUAAACAAUGAAGCAAUAGAAAAAGAAAAGACAAGACUUCUGGGGUUAUUUAAAACUGAUAGAAGAAGCAGCAAGACAGAAGAACAUUUGAGGAUGAACAGGGAUUGUGGUGAGGAGGAUGUUUUUAGUUCUACAUCUACAAGUGAAGGAAGUUUGGAUGGUUUUUCCACAGCUCCAAAUUCCCCUUCAGUGAAUUCUCGUUCCAGUUGCCUGGGUCCAUCACUGUCGCUUGGUAACAUCUCGGGAAUGACAGAAAACACAGAAGUGAAAAAGCGCAGAGCACCUCCUCCACCAGUUGUGACACCCGCAUUGCAGAACGUGCGUAUGAGGAAGCAAGAAAAGACAGCAGCACAGAUUUCACAAGGACAAUCCCUAAAAGAUUUACAGAAAAAGAAGCGACGUGCUCCACUCCCACCAGCUGCAUCUGCUCCACCCACUCCUGCCAUGCCAAACAGGACAGAAGAGAGGGAAGACAAAAGGAAGAGCACAAUGGUAGGUGAUGGACGACAGGUGCCACAAAAGCCUCCUAGAGGCACCACUCGUGGUCCACUCCAGUUAGUGAUACCCCCACCUUACCUUCCUCCUGACAAAGACAUUGUGGAUCCAACAGUCUGUGACAGAGAAGCAGAUGUUACAGCAUCAACAGAGCUGGUACCUAAACAGAACCUGCUGCCUUCACAAGAUAAUGUUUGUAUAGCGGAUGACACAGUUCUGGAGCUAUCAGAAGUGGAAGAAACAGCUUCAGAAAACAGCUGGUUUGCAUCUGAGGAGACCACAGAAGACUCAGGUGUUGUGAGUUCCCCAUCUGACAUUGUAUCUUUGGAUUCACAAAAUGACGGUAUGAAGUUGAGAGACAACAAACCGGUCAGUGGCUAUGUGGACUCGGCUGCGGCAGAUGCGGUGCAUAGCACAGAGACAUGCCCUGUAAAGAGAGCCUGCUGUGAUAGUGUGACAUCUGACAGUGCUCCACAGAGGAGAGAUGAAGAAAGGGCUUCGGCUGAGCAUGAGAAUGGAGCUAUGUUCAUUGCUGCACAACUCCAGCAGACUUUGGCUGACCUGGACGAGGAGUUAGAAGCAGUGGAGGGUAUAAGCAACUCUGACUCUGAGUACAUCGAUGAAAUGUGGAGGCCACAUACAACAAAAGUCGAGGCUACCCAAGAUAUUACCAUUUCUGUUCCAGUAACAGUCAUAGAUGAUGCUCCGGAAGUUAGCACCUCUAACUCUGCUGGAAGUGAAGAGGCAGAGACAAGAUUGUCACAAAACAUCUUGGCUGACUCUGUUAUUACAGGGAACUUUACAAAUAAAAACAACAAUGCAGGUUCCUUUGAUAAGGGACACACAGAUGGUGGAGCUCUAUGCAUUUCCAAGGACUUAAUAUAUCAGCACCCAUCUGAAAAUGAAUUCAGCCUCUUGCCUGUGGAACAGAGGAGAGAUAUGUUUGAGUCUCUCACAUCCUCUUUUGAAAAAAGAAGUGAAAAGAGCUUCAGACUGGAAAUACCACACAAGCAUGGUGUCAAGUCUGAGGAAUGCAAGUCUAAGCUGAGUCCAUCUCACUCCAAGGUCACAGCUGAAAUCAGUACAGCAAAAGAGAAGAUAAAUCCACUUAAUGAAAGUAGUAACAGGGAAAGAUCUCUGAAAAAAAGUAAAUCAGAAUUAGAAAUCAAAUGGCCACCAGCAAAAAAAAAUGAAGUAGAAGACGUUCCAUCAACAUCCACAUGGUAUCACCGUGCCCAGAACUCAGCAACAAACUAUGAACCUAAAAUGGGUUUGACAACUUUUAAAGUUGUCCCUCCCAAACCUGAAGUAAAACAUUUUGAUAGAGGAGUUUCACUUUCCACUGGUGCCAUUAAGAUAGAUGAACUAGGCAACCUUAUAUGCCCUAACUCUGAUAUCAGUAAGCACAUACCAGGUACCUAUGGUGAUGAAAGUGAGGAAAUUUGUCUUGGGAAAGUGAAGGCAUUCUGGAGGUCAAGUUCUACAGAAAAGCAAAGUGAUGACUCUGCUGAGCAUCUGCCUAAAAAGUCAGCAGUUGCCACAAACUCUAAGCCUUUUACUAUAAAACAUGAACACAAACCGGUCUGUCUUGCAGCUCCAAAACCUGUAGCACCACCAUUUGUUACCACUCAGGUAGCUGAAAGACAGUCAGAGAAUGAAAGGACCAAACCACCUCUUUCAGUUGUACAGUCUCAGCUAACACCAUUAGUGGCCCCAACCAUGAAUAAGGACAAGCUGGAGCUUCCAUUUAUAAAGCCACAUAGAAGAACUUCAAGUCAGUAUGUUGCCUCUGCCAUUGUAAGACACAUCAAUGCAACUACCUUUAAGUGUGACCCUAUGGAAUAUCACGAGAAAGAUGAAAAUAAGCAAGGGGCAGGAGAGGUUAAAAAUGAAGCAGAAAUUUCACCCAAAAGAUGUAUUGCCAUAGCCAAAUAUAGCCCUGUGGACACAGAAUCAGCAGAAACAAGAGAAACGCUUUCAAGUAUUUUUACUUGCAGUCAGAAAGCAUCACACAGGUUUACACCUGGUGAUAGUUCUGGCAUGGAAAACAAAGUAGUUAACACCAGGUCACCAAAUCAAGCAACGUCUCUGAGUUUCUAUAAGUGUGUCCCACUUAUUAAAUCCUCUUCCAAGGAUAACAACAUUGCAGAAGAUGAUAAUGGUUUAAACAGAAAACAAAGUAUAGCUGAGAAAAAGACACAUCUUUCUCUUGACCAGAAAUGUGAGACUUCAACCCAUACUACUUCAGCCUCAUCUCUUAAGUCUCCUGAUCUCCAAGGAGUUGUAUCUUCUUUCAGUACACCUUUGCGAGUCACCAAAUGGCCUCCUGCUAAUGGUGUACAAGUUAGUUUGCUAAAGGCUUCACCUGAGCUAGAUGGUGCAGCAGCAAACACGGGGUCGGAACUGGAAGAAAAACGUGAUUCAGAGAGUAAUGCUAUCAAUGAACUGGAUGUUAAUGUACAGACCAAUAUCUUUGGACCAAAGAAGAAGUUCAAACCUGUCACCCAAAAACCAGUUCCAAAAGACACAUCACUGCACAGUGCCCUAAUGGAAGCCAUUCAAACAGGAGGGGGAAAAGAUAAACUCAGAAAGGUUUCAGACGGUGCACUAAAUGGCAAUUACAGGAAACUUUCGUAUGCUGAGCCAGAGAAUGAGCGCUCAGCCCUUCUAGCAGCAAUUAGAGGCCACAGUGGUGCCUCAAAGCUGAAAAAGAUCUCUUCAUUGGCCUCUGAAGAGCUGCAGAGUUUUAGGAAUGCAGAACUGUCCUUGCAGAAGGCAGAAGACCCUCAGGAAGAGCAGCUUUGUAUCCCACCUUCCCCUGCCCAGCCGCCACCACCACCUCCCCCUCAGCUGUCAGCAGCAGCCCCUAAGUCCUCUGCCAUGGUUCCUGAUUACCCAGUAGAUGCAAGGCAAGCCCUAAUGGAGGCCAUUCGCUCUGGUGCUGGAGCAGCAAAAUUGAGAAAGGUCCCUCUGCUCAUUUGAAUGUAUAAAGAACAGGUAAUUGGAAAGUCUAAGUCUGUAUGCACACAUCAUCAUCAUCCACGGUCUGAAGUGGCAAAAAUGUCAAGAAGUUUAGUUUAUUCUCCUGUCUACAAGCCAAAAUAAGUUGUAGUUAAUUUUCUGUGUGUUCCUGCAUAAUGGUUCUAAGGGGAAAAUAUGUUGCUCCAACGUAAAGCUUUUGUGCCAAGGAAUUGUGUUUUGCCUCUGAAUAAUUAAGGUUGCCAAUAAACUAUUCUUGUUGGCAGGUUAAGAAGAAUAUAAACACUAUGCAGUCCUGUGUUAAUUGUGUUUCUGGGCAAAUUAAAAGGCUUUGCUAGCUAUCUGAAAAGUAAUACUUAUUGCAAAUCGUUAAAAAUACGUAGCUAUUUUAAAUUAUUUACUUCUUAUUUGAUUUGGCAAAGGGCCGUAAGCAAUUGAGGUGAAACCCAGCAUAAAGAUCUCUUAAAAACAAUCAAAGCAAAAAGGUACAUUAUGAUGAACAUGAAUUGUCAUAGGCUGGAGUCAUUUUUUAAAAUUAGAUUAACUUUGUGUUUCUGGUGGAGCUCUGAGAAAGCAAGUAAUCAGUAAUGAAUGUCAGACAGUGUCUAUCAAAAAGUUACUUAAAGGGGUAUGAUGUAUAGAAUGCUACUGUGCAGAGAUAUACUGAGCCCUAGUAACAUCUAUGGCACUUUAAAAAUAUUGAGACACUUUAAAGUAUAUUUAUUUGCAAAAUACUGUGAAGGCUAUAAAUAAGAUUCAGAGUACUGAGUAGAGGUCCAAGGUUUAGAAUUCAUUCCUGCACUGCAAAAUGAAGUGAAGUUGGUUUAGAUCAGCAACCAGGACUUUUGACAUCUCCUGUUCAGGUCAUGCAUAAGUUGGUCCUCUGUUUCCAAUUUGUAUGGCUGUUGUAUGUUGUCUCACAAUUAUUUAUAGCAGCAUCUCUUUCCAGUGUUGACUACUUUGGUAGUUAUUGUUGCACAUAUUUUGAAACUUAUUAACUUAAAAAGGACAAAUGAAAACACUUUUUCACAUUUCCUAUAUUGUAAUGAAACUGAAGAAAGGAAGUUUGUACAUUUACAUUUUUGUAAUCACUGACCAGAAUAAUGGCAGACUCUUUUUUCCUUGGAGCUGAAAUUUUCAAUGUGUAGCUGUGUAAUGUUGGAAGUAUCUGAAUCUUUAGCCGUCUGCAUUUAAUGUAUCCAUAUAUUAUAUAUUGCAAAAUACCAAUGUCUGUUAGUGCCACGAAUAAAAACAAAGUCAAA